AUGUUCAAUUUGAUGAAAAACCUCCCUAUUACCACAAGACUCAUGAAGCUAUUGGUCAGGGGGAGGAUCAAUUUUUUUGAUUUGUUUCCGUUGCCUAUUCCUGCUACAAGUACUGACUCCAGUCAUCCUAUGUCUUCUAUUGCUCAUCCUUCAUCUCAUGAGCCUGAAGUUGAAAUUCAGAAUGAACCUAUUGAAGACUCAGACAAUUCUCUGAAUCAUCAUGAGGACCAAAGAAAUAUAGAAGCCUCUAAUGCACCCCUGAGACGUAAUCUUAUGCGUGAUCAUCAUCCUCCUUCAAGGCUGCAAGAUUAUGUCACAUACACUGCCAAGCAUCCCAUCACCAAUUUUGUAUCUUAUCAAAAGUUCUCACCACGUCAUGCUGCCUUCCUUAGUGUUGUUUCUAGUGCUCAUGAUCCACAAAGCUUCCAGGAUGCAACUCUUUAA
Molecule: messenger RNA, 444 nt
Organism: Prunus armeniaca (apricot)
Lineage: Eukaryota; Viridiplantae; Streptophyta; Magnoliopsida; Rosales; Rosaceae
Source: the annotation of a GenBank genome assembly